This is a messenger RNA of Spodoptera litura, 1004 nucleotides long. RefSeq lists its product as uncharacterized. The record is from RefSeq and is a predicted model, not a curated record. Lineage: Eukaryota; Metazoa; Arthropoda; Insecta; Lepidoptera; Noctuidae. Gene Ontology annotation, cellular component: nucleus.
UAACUGUCUAUCACCGGCAAAAUUUGAAAAUUUUAAAUAAAAUUAAAAUGAAGCAAGUUUCUGUAAGACAGCUAGAACUUUUGGUAGAUUUUAUGGAGAAACAUAGAAUGUUGGCACUGGGACGGGUCCGAGGCAAAGAAGGGCAUAUUUUGUCCACUAAAUUGUGGACCGAGCUAGCGGCAAUAUUGAACAGCGAAACAGCAGACCCUUCCAUGUACAGGUCAGCGAAAGAAUGGAAUAAAUUUUAUAAUGACUAUAAAUGUCGAAUAAAAAACAAAUUUCGUAAAAUCGGACGAAACCAAAGGAAAACAGGUGGUGGACCUUCAGAAGCUCAGCCGUUAUCGGAACUGGAAGAAAGACUUUGUUCCAUAUUAGGGAACAAAUUUGACGGCCUUCCAGUCCGACAAAAUCCCAUACCCACCUCAGAAACUGAGGAUAUAAUUAUUCCAUUAGAUCACACAAAUAUUACAGGAGAUUCUCACAUUAAUUUUGAUGUGGAGACUUUAGAAAUUAUGGACAGUGAGACUCCAUUAAGAGUUGAGAAUGAGAAUACUACAAUUGAUGACAUCCAGCCAUCAACUUCUUCAAGUUUUAAUGUGCCUGUAGACAAAGCUAAAACUGAAACAUUAAAUAGUAAUAGGAGUUUCCGCAAUAAUAUAAAAAAGGGUAAAAGCCAGAGAAUAUCUGGGAGGGACCCUAAAGAUACAGAAGUAGAAAAGGCGAAAACUGUUUUAGCCAAUUUAGAAAAAGCUCGACUAGAAUUAAACAAGUCACAAAUACAGGUCCAGCUUGAGCGAAAUGAAAUUGAAAAGAACAAGGUUAACGCCAUAAAUAAUUUGGCCAGUGCAGCUUGGGCCUUAGUUAAUAUUUUCAAGGGUGGCCAAGAGGGAAAUAAAAGAAAAUGUGAUGACAAACAAGAACAAGAACACAAACGGGCUCGAUCUCAGAGCAGUGAUGACGAUGACCAUAGUUUUGUAUUUUAAAACAAAAUCGCACUACUGGUU